Messenger RNA from Tetrapisispora phaffii CBS 4417, 1263 nucleotides. RefSeq lists its product as uncharacterized. Gene Ontology annotation, cellular component: fungal-type cell wall; plasma membrane. Gene Ontology annotation, biological process: fungal-type cell wall organization. The record is from RefSeq and is a predicted model, not a curated record. Bases 1 to 1263 code for a protein of 420 amino acids. NCBI's taxonomy places the organism in Eukaryota, Fungi, Ascomycota, Saccharomycetes, Saccharomycetales, Saccharomycetaceae. The transcript has a single exon.
AUGCAAGUUAAGUCUGUGCUAGCUUCUGCUUUAGUAGUUUCAUCUGCUUUAGCUGCUUCUAACUCUACCGCAAGUGUUCCAUCUUCAUGUUCUAUUUCUUCCACUGCUACUGCUACUGCUCAAUCUGAUUUAGACAAAUUUGCUGGUUGUUCGACUAUCGCUGGUAAUUUACUUAUCUCUGGUGACUUAGGUUCUGCUGCUUUGAGUAACGUUCAGAAAAUUAACGGUGAUCUAACUAUCUUUAAUGCUACUAACUUGUACUCUUUUUCUGCUGACUCUUUAGUUACUAUUACUGGUGAUUUGACUUUGCAACAAUUAACUCUGUUAGCUAGCGCUAAUUUACCUUCUUUAUCCUCUGUGAACUCCAUCACUUUGAUCACUUUGCCAGCUAUUGAAACUUUCACUUCUAAUCUAAAAACUGCUAACACUAUUUACGUUUCUGACACCACUUUAGAAAGCGUCGAUGCCUUCGCUUCUUUGAAAUCUGCUAAGAGUUUCAACAUCAACAACAACAGACAAUUAACCUCUGUUAUUUCUUCUUUAGAAUCCGUUUCUGAUGCUUUGGAAUUUUCUUACAACGGUGAUGCUGCUGUUGUUGCCUUCGACAGUUUAGUUUGGGCUAAUAACAUUACUUUAAGAGAUGUUGCUUCCGCUUCUUUCAGCUCUUUACAAAAUGUCAACGCUUCUCUAGGUAUUUACAACAAUACUUUAACUAACUUCACUUUAGCUAACUUAACUAAAGUCGGUGCUUCUUUAUCAUUCACUAACAACAACGAAUUAACUAGUCUUGACUGUUCUAACUUAACUUCCGUUGGUGGUGGUUUUGUUAUCGCUAACAACACUGAUCUAGCCACCAUUGAUGGUUUCAGCAGCCUACAAACCGUCGGCGGUGCCAUUCAAGUUAUCGGUAACUACAGUUCUUUAGAUUUAUCUUCAUUGAAGUCUGUUAGAGGUGGUGCUGAUUUCGAAUCAAGCGCUUCUAACUUCACUUGCUCUGCUUUGAACAAAUUGAGUUCUAACGGUGCUAUUCAAGGUGACUCUUUCGUUUGUAAGAACGGUGCUACUUCUACUUCCGUCAGUUUAUCUGCUACCUCCAGCUCCCGUUCUUCUUCAUCAUCCGGUUCUUCUGCUUCCAGCUCUAGUUCUUCCACUAAGUCUAGCUCCAGCUCCAGCUCUAAAUCCUCUAAAGGCGCUGCUGUUUCCUUCGCUCCAGCUUCCAAUUUCAUGGGUGCUGUUGCUGCCGUUGCUUUAGCUCUAUUAUAA